AGCGGCGGAGCCCGCAACAUGGCGGCGUCUGCGGCGUCUGCGUCUGCGGCGCUCAGCUUCGGGCCCGAGCGGGAGGCCGAGCCGGCCAAGGAGGCGCGCGUCGUGGGCUCGGAGCUCGUGGACACGUACACGGUUUAUAUCAUACAGGUUACUGACGGCAACCAUGAGUGGACAGUCAAGCACCGUUACAGCGACUUUCAUGACCUACACGAAAAGCUUGUUGCAGAGAGAAAAAUUGACAAAACUCUACUUCCACCCAAAAAGAUAAUCGGAAAGAACUCCAGAAGCUUGGUAGAGAAGAGGGAGAAGGACCUGGAGGUGUACCUCCAGACUCUCCUGACCACCUUCCCCGAUGUGGCUCCCCGAGCUUUGGCCCUCUUCUUACAUUUCCACUUCUACGAAAUAAAUGGUAUCACUGCAGCACUGGCUGAAGAACUCUUUGACAAAGGAGAACAGCUUCUGGGAGCCGGCGAGGUCUUUGCCAUCAGGCCCUUGCAGCUCUAUGCUGUCACGGAGCAGCUGCAGCAAGGAAAGCCUACUUGUGCCAGCGGCGAUGCCAAGACUGAUCUUGGGCACAUCCUAGACUUCACCUGUCGCCUUAAGUAUCUUAAGGUUUCUGGCACAGAAGGACCUUUUGGGACCAGCAAUAUUCAGGAGCAGCUCCUGCCCUUUGACCUUUCCAUAUUCAAGUCUCUUCAUCAGGUGGAGAUAAGUCAUUGUGAUGCUAAGCAAAUCCGAGGACUGGUCACCUCCAAGCCAACUUUAGCCACAAUGAGUGUCAGAUUCUCAGCAACAUCUAUGAAGGAAGUCCUUGUUCCUGAAGCCUCAGAAUUUGAUGAGUGGGAGCCUGAAGGCGCAACCCUUGAAGGCACUGUGACUGCUGUCAUCCCUACGUGGCAAGCGUUGACCACUCUAGACCUGAGUCACAACAGCAUCUCUGAGAUCGACGAAUCUGUGAAACUGAUUCCAAAGAUUGAAUACCUGGACAUGAGUCACAACGGAGUACUAGUUGUGGACAAUCUACAGCACCUGUACAACCUUGUUCACCUUGACCUGUCCUACAACAAGCUCUCCUCCCUGGAAGGCGUGCACACCAAACUGGGCAAUGUCAAAACCCUAAACCUGGCAGGCAACUUCCUAGAGAGUCUGAGCGGCCUGCACAAACUCUACUCUCUGGUUAAUUUGGACCUCAGAGACAACAGGAUUGAGCAGUUGGAGGAGGUGAAGAGCAUAGGCAGCCUACCAUGUCUGGAGCGAGUGGCCUUGCUCAACAACCCUCUAAGCAUCAUCCCUGACUACCGGACCAAAGUGCUCUCCCAGUUCGGAGAACGAGCCUCUGAGGUCUGUCUCGAUGAUGCAGCGACCACAGAGAAAGAGCUGGACACCGUGGAAGUGCUGAAAGCCAUUCAGAAAGCCAAGGACGUCAAGUCCAAACUGAGCACCACAGAAAAGAAGGUUGAUGACCCCCGGCUCCCAGCUGCUCCCUGCGUCAGACCCAGCAGCUGCCCUCCCACUACAGCUCCCACCUCAGCCUCCCUGCCUCAGCCCAUCCUCUCCAACCAAGGAAUCAUGUUUGUACAGGAAGAGGCCCUGGCCAGCAGCGUGUCAUCCACUGACAGUCUACCCCCCGAGGACCGGCCCAUUGCCCAAGACUGCUCUGACUCAUUGGAAUCUAUCCCCACAGGACAGGUGGCUUCGGAAGACUUAAGGGAUGUACCAGGAGCUGUUGGUGGUGCAAGCCCAGAGCAUUCGGAGCCAGAGGUUCAGGUGGUGCCUGGGUCGGGCCAGAUCAUCUUCCUGCCUUUCACCUGCAUUGGCUACACGGCCACCAACCAGGACUUCAUCCAGCGCCUCAGCACGCUCAUCCGCCAGGCCAUUGAGCGGCAGCUCCCGGCCUGGAUUGAGGCCGCCAACCAGAGAGAGGGGGCCCAGGGCGAACAGGGCGAGGAAGAGGAAGAAGAGGAAGAAGAGGAGGAUGUUGCUGAAAACCGCUACUUUGAAAUGGGGCCCCCAGACACAGAGGAGGAGGAGGGCAGUGGCCAGGGAGAGGAGGACGAGGAGGAGGAGGAGGAGCGCCUGGCUCUGGAGUGGGCCCUGGGCGCUGACGAGGACUUCCUGCUGGAGCACAUCCGCAUCCUCAAGGUGCUGUGGUGCUUCUUGAUCCACGUGCAGGGCAGCAUCCGCCAGUUCGCUGCCUGCCUCGUGCUCACUGACUUCGGCAUCGCCGUCUUCGAGAUCCCACACCAAGAGUCACGAGGCAGCAGCCAGCACAUCCUCUCCUCCCUGCGUUUCGUCUUCUGCUUCCCACACGGCGACCUCACUGAGUUUGGCUUCCUCAUGCCGGAGCUGUGUCUGGUCCUCAAGGUGCGGCACAGUGAGAACACACUCUUCAUCAUCUCGGACGCUGCCAACUUGCAUGAGUUCCAUGCCGACCUGCGCUCCUGCUUCGCACCACAGCACAUGGCCAUGCUGUGCAGCCCCAUCCUCUACGGCAGCCACACCAGCCUGCAGGAGUUCCUGCGCCAGCUGCUCACCUUCUACAAGGUGGACGGUGGCUGUCAGGAGCGCAGCCAGGGCUGCUUCCCUGUCUACUUGGUCUACAGCGACAAGCGCAUGGUCCAGACGGCUGCGGGGGACUACUCAGGCAACAUCGAAUGGGCCAGCUGCACGCUCUGCUCGGCGGUGCGGCGCUCCUGCUGUGCGCCCUCUGAGGCCGUCAAGUCCGCCGCCAUCCCCUACUGGCUGCUGCUCACUCCCCAGCAUCUCAACGUCAUCAAGGCUGACUUCAACCCGAUGCCCAAUCGUGGCACCCACAACUGCCGCAACCGCAACAGCUUCAAGCUUAGCCGGGUACCGCUCUCCACGGUGCUGCUGGACCCCACUCGCAGCUGCACCCAGCCGCGGGGUGCCUUUGCUGACGGCCACGUGCUCGAGCUGCUGGUGGGCUACCGCUUUGUUACCGCCAUCUUUGUCCUGCCCCACGAGAAGUUCCACUUCCUGCGCAUCUACAAUCAGCUGCGGGCCUCACUGCAGGACCUGAAGACUAUCGUCAUCUCCAAGACCCCUGCAGCUGGGCCAAGAUCCCGAAGCCCCCUUGCGAAAGGCCAGUCUGCCAAGAGCAGGGCCAGUGGUGAGCAGCGACCACGCGUGGCUCCGGCUCCGGCUGCAGUCCCAGCAGAUGCCUUGGCUCCAGCUCCAGCUCCAGCGGAGGCCCAAGCAGAGGCUCCAGCUCCAGCGAAGGCUCCAUCUCCAGCGGAGGCUCCAGCUCCAUCUCCAGCGGAGGCUCCAGCUCCAGCGGAGGCUCCUUCUCCAGCGAAGACUCCAGCUCCAGCGGAGGCUCCGGCUCCAGCGGAGGCCCAAGCAGAGGCUCUAGCACAAGCUGAGGCCCCUGCCCAGUACCCAAGCGAGCGCCUGAUCCAGUCCACAUCUGAGGAGAAUCAGAUCCCCCCCCACUUGCCAGUCUGCCAGUCACUCCAGCACAUUGCCAGUCUUCGGGGACGUGCCAUCAUUGACCUCUUCCACAGCAGCAUUGCCGAGGUUGAGAACGAGGAGCUGAGGCAUCUGCUGUGGUCAUCAGUGGUGUUCUACCAGAGCCCGGGGCUGGAAGUGACGGCCUGUGUGCUGCUCUCCACCAAGGCUGUGUACUUCGUGCUGCAUGACGGCCUCCGCCGCUACUUCUCUGAACCACUACAGGAUUUCUGGCAUCAGAAAAACGCAGACUAUAACAACAGUCCUUUCCACAUCUCUCAGUGCUUUGUGUUCAAGCUCAGUGACCUGCAGUCAGUCAAUGUUGGCCUCUUUGACCAGUACUUCCGGCUGACGGGCUCCUCCCCGUCGCAGGUGGUCACAUGCUUGACCCGGGACAGCUACCUGACACACUCCUUCCUCCAGCACCUCAUGCUGGUGCUCUCCUCGCUGGAGCGCACACCCUCACCCGAGCCUGCUGACAAGGACUUCUACUCAGAAUUUGGGGACAAGAACACAGGAAAAAUGGAGAACUAUGAGCUGAUCCAUUCCAGCCGCGUCAAGUUCACCUACCCCAGUGAGGAAGAGGUUGGGGACCUGACCUAUAUCGUGGCACAGAAGAUGGCUGACCCUGAAAAGGCUCCCGCCCUCAGCAUCUUGUUGUAUGUACAGGCCUUCCAGGUGAUCACACCACAGCCUGGACGGAACAGGGGCCCACUGCGCCCCAAGACACUCUUGCUCACCAGUGCUGAGAUCUUCCUCCUGGAUGAGGACUACAUCCACUACCCAUUGCCUGAAUUUGCCAAAGAGCCACCACAGAGGGAUAGAUACCGGCUGGAUGAUGGCCGCCGCGUCCGCGAUUUGGACCGGGUGCUCAUGGGCUACCAGCCCUACCCACAGGCCCUUACUCUAGUGUUUGAUGACACGCAGGGUCACGACCUCAUGGGCAGUGUCACCCUGGACCACUUUGGGGAGAUGCCAGGUAAUCCCGGCAGGGCUGGCCAGGGCCGGGAGGUCCAGUGGCAGGUGUUUGUCCCCAGUGCCGAGAGCCGAGAAAAGCUCAUCUCACUGCUGGCACGGCAGUGGGAAGCCCUUUGCGGCAGGGAGCUGCCCGUGGAGCUCACCGGCUGAUGCACGCCACGGCAGCCCUGGCCGCCCGCCAUGCGCAGUCUAGUGUGGUAGGAAGCCUUGUGUGCGCUUUUUAAGUGUGUCCCCCCAGACUCCUUACAUCGAUUGCCCGCAGCCCCACACAGCUCCCACAGAGAAUGUGAACAUGUGUGUCGUCCUCUCUUCCUCAUGCUGGGAAGAGGUGUGCCAGCCCACAGGAGUGUCCUUGCCGUCAGCUCCCCCUGUGUUGCCUGCUUCUGAAGUGGCAUGGCCAGGCACACAGCGUUGUAUUGUCCGUGAUUGUGAUGCUGGUGUAACGCGUGGCUGGCGCUGUGAACCCGGUGACCUCCACGUCCCUCCCUGAAGUGUUGAGUCCAGUCCCUUGUUGCUCUUGCUGUCGUUGUGGGCGUUUUGCUGCUAAUUACGAAGCUGGUAGCAGAAUAUACAUUGGAAACUCCCGUUUUGUGGGCUUUUCCAAAAUGGAGGCCUCCUCGGGUCCAGACACGAGGAAGUCGUAUGGGGAGUUCCCAGGCCAUGGGGCCAAGAGGAGCCGGUACAGGGGACCUAGAGCUGCCAGCACCAAGCGUAAUUCCUGUUGCCUAUUUUCUCUAUUCUAAUAAAGCAGAGUUUGACACA
Messenger RNA from Mesocricetus auratus (golden hamster), 5208 nucleotides. RefSeq names its product nischarin (gene Nisch). Gene Ontology annotation, molecular function: integrin binding; protein kinase binding; phosphatidylinositol binding. The coding region runs from base 19 to 4596 and encodes 1525 amino acids. The record is from RefSeq and is a predicted model, not a curated record. Gene Ontology annotation, cellular component: cytoplasm. NCBI's taxonomy places the organism in Eukaryota, Metazoa, Chordata, Mammalia, Rodentia, Cricetidae. The transcript is spliced from 21 exons.